Penaeus indicus is the source of this 4149-nucleotide messenger RNA. Its product is annotated as metabotropic glutamate receptor 3-like. Gene Ontology annotation, biological process: G protein-coupled receptor signaling pathway. Gene Ontology annotation, cellular component: plasma membrane. Bases 1 to 1431 code for a protein of 476 amino acids. Gene Ontology annotation, molecular function: adenylate cyclase inhibiting G protein-coupled glutamate receptor activity. The transcript has 8 exons. The record is from RefSeq and is a predicted model, not a curated record. Lineage: Eukaryota; Metazoa; Arthropoda; Malacostraca; Decapoda; Penaeidae.
AUGGAAAUCAAAGCACAUAAGAGCCAGGAUACGUUUCCCGAAUCCACCACGUGUCUGAGCACGCUAGUGUUUGACGUCCUGAAGGCUCUGCUUAAACUGUCGUUUACUGUAGGCGGCGGUGCAGAUCGCAUCCGUUACACUGCUGACGGCCGUCUGGUCAACACCUUUACCAUAAAGCGGGUUUCAUCUGAGGACCUCCGUCAGGUUGGCGUCUAUCGUGAGGACACGGGUGUUGUGUGGUCACCUGGCGAGGUUUGGGGAGCUGACUCUGGUGUCCAUGGCCGCGAGGGAAGAACUUUGGGAUUGGUGGCGCCUGAGGAUGGAGAGGAGAACUCUAGUGGUGUCCAGGCUGUCCUGCUUACUCAUGAGGACUAUGUUGGCCGAACGUGGGCAUUCUCUGUAUUAGUACUAGCAUGUGUGGGUGUGAUGGCAGCCUUGUAUGUGGCUGUGUAUGUCGCCUUAAGGGUGUGUGAUGGGACACUCACUGGACCUCAGGUUUUGGGUGCUGUUCUUCUAAUUGGAGUUAUGGGUACAUAUGCAUCUUGUGUAGUCUACGUUCUGCCCCCAAUGCCCAUCACUUGUGCUGUGCGAGAAUGGGCACCACCCAUGUGUCUGGCACUGUGUUAUGGCAUUCUUCUGGUGAAAUCUAUGCAUCUUCGGGCUCUUGUGUCUGUUGGCCUGGGAGGAGAGGUCUCUCAAGUGAAUCUGCAUGUGUCCCUGCUGUUCAUCAUGGGUGUACAAGGAUCGCUAUGUGUGCUGGGUCAUGCUGGUGGACAAGGAGCAGGAGAGGAACCUCUAGUUAAGAUAGGACUAGACGGUGAGCGUCACUGUGGAGAGAACCGCGUGGCCACACUUUCAACUCGAAUUUAUUUGAUUGUUCUGCUCUUAAUCACUCUUGUUCUUGGGACCCUGAACCGCAAAAUCCAUAGAAAUCACAAUGAGGGCCAAUGGUUAUUGUUAACAUCAUGUGUAUCAGCUCCUGUUGUUGGUGUGUGGACUGUGAUGAGCUACAUGGCUCCAGCCCCAAUGGAAGCACCCACCACCAGUGUGGCUCUCCUAGCUCUCGCCUCAAUUAUCUUAGGCCUUGUGUUCAUACCUAAGAUGAGGAUCAUUGCUCGUCAGGCUAAGGAAUUCAGACACAAACAGUUAGCUGCCGCCAACUCUGUAUCAACAAUUUUUACCCAAAUGGAUGGUGGUCCAUUGGGUGGAAUUCCUCCUCUACAAGAUGGGUUGAAACCUCCAAAGGGAGACAGUCCUAGAUUACACCAAAAGGAUACUGUAGGAUCCACAAGGUCAUCUUUGGCAUCACAGCAGAGCUACAGGGCUGCUUUCAAUGCUGCCUAUGGAAUUCCGCAAGAGUCGCCCCUCAACACUCCUCGUCAUGUCAUGAGAAACCCCAUUUACGAUGCAUCUCAUGGUGCUUACCCGUGAAUGGCAAAGGGAAAAAUUACAAAGUCUUUACUCAUGAUGUUGAAGUACACAGGUCUUACUUAUUAUUAUUAUUAUUAUUUUUUUUAACUCUUAUUAAAGCAUUCUUGAUGUAUUGUAAGAGAAAAAGUGCCUAGGGAACUGCUUAGUACAAACAAUUGCCAGUAUUGGAACUUAACAGUGGCAAAAUUUUUGAAAUGAGGGAAAGGUGUUGGAAACUUCAAGUGUUUUCUCAGUCCAUAUUGUGAUUGAGCACAGGUGUUUGCUUUUUUAUUAUUAUUGUUAUUAAUAUAAUUAUUAAAAUUCACAGACUGUAUGGCUAAAAAUUUUGCUUUUAUUUUUGUAUUUAGUUGUUUCCUAGAGUGAAAGGUAUUCUUUAAUUUUUUUUUAUUUUUUGUGUGUUAUAUAUGGAGAGAAAAUGGAUACUGAUGUACACAGUAUUUUAUAUAUACAACUCAGAUUAUGUUUGGGCUUUAUAAAUAUGACAAUAGUGCAAAGACUGUGUAUUCUGACAAGCACUAGCAACUACCAAAGUCAUAGUUUUAAUCAUAUUAUGCAUUUUAUGCUUUUUAUUUUACAAUUCAUAAACUGUAAAGUAUAAUAAUAUGUUAAUCCUUCAGAAGGCAUUGACUGAAUUUUGCUUUGCAUUUUUGUGUAUAGUUUUCCCCUUAUUAAUAAAUGAUGCACAUAUGCACAAAUUCAAAUGACACUGAUUUCCAAAGUGAAUUUAUUUUAAGUUUGAGUGGGUAUAUCCCUUUUUUCAAUGUAUAAGUCAGCAGUAUUCUCCUUUCAGAGUAUAGGAGAAUCAGUUGCUAAAUAGGAAUUUAGCAAUAAUUAUUUUUUAUAUGGCUUUGCAAAACUUUUGGCCUAAUUUGAGCUUUAAUUUUGUUAAGAUAAUGAUUAUGUACAGUGUUCAGUUUUUAGGCCACGACGUCAGUUUCACGGUGACUAGUUUUAGAAGUGUGAAUCUUCUCUUUAGGACUUAUAGUAUUUUUAGCUGUAUCUAGUCUGGUUCUUGUUCUGCAGUUAAGUAGAAGAAUCUCUCUAAUCUGCUUCAAUCACAGAAAUAUGUAAAACAAUAUGAUUAAUAUAACUGUACAUCUAUCCUGAAUUGAAUUACAGAUCUUCUGUUGGAGUAGUAUUUUAGUUUGAUUGUGAACUGUCCUGUGAAGCAGUAGUGAAAUAGAUGAAUGUAUUAGACAUACCUCAUUUAUUGCAGUUUUAGUUUAUAUUGGAUAAAUUACAUGUACUGAAUGAUCAGUUAGAUUACUGAAAUGUGGAGAGUUUAAAGUUGUAUGAUACAAGGGAGGUCAAUUUGAUAAAUCUGGUAAAGCAAGUUUUGACAUGGAGAUCAUUUGUAACAUUGUUAAGUAUGGUACUCUUAAAAUCAUCUUCCACAUAUAUAUUUAUACACUGAAAAGUACCAAUUAGCACAUCCACUUGGAAAAUGGCUUGAAAAAUAUUAGGGGUACUUCUAACAGUACUAGCCUCAAAAGUUAAUGGCAAAACCAAGAGUACUGGAAAUACUAUCUAGCAGAGUUUUCUUUCUAUUAGUACUUUUUUUUAGAGGCAUAGCCAGAAAUAUUAGAGCCAUUUUCUUGGUGGUUACAGUAAUCAGUAUUUUACUAAUACUGCAUGGAAUACAGUCUUAAAGUCCCAAAGUAGUGGCAGUACUUCCCAACUCUGCAAUAGACUGAUACUUAUGUAUGUAAAUCUUAGGUAAUAGAAAAACAAAAAAAUGAUUAGAAAUGUAAAUUAGAAUUGUAGAGGGUAUUACCACACUUUUUACUCAUUUUAGUAUGAAUUUUUGUUAUUUUUGAUUAACUUUUCUAUCUAUUGUAAUCUGUUAAGAUCAAACAAAAUUAGGCCCAGUAUAUGAUUUUGUUCAAUGUAAUAUUACUAGGGAAAUAUUUGAAUGUAAACUUAGAAGCUUCUGAAUAAAUGGCAUGAGGACAUAGAUGCUCACAAUGUCUGCCUUCCCAUUUGGAAAACAUCCUGUUGAGGAUAUGUGGUUUAUCGUGUAGCUGCUUGCUAUAGUAAAUAAGGAUUGCAGAAAGUAUGAAUGGGGCAGGUACUGUUUGUUAUGAGAAUGAUACUCAUUGAAAAAGUAAAUCUGUUGUAAUGAGAACCAAUGUUGAUGGUACUUUCUACAUGAAAAGUCAGAUGUUAAAACAAAUAAAGUAUGUUGUAAUAACUAAAAGAUGAUUUUAAUUCUGAUAUGACAGAUUAUUACUAUUAGCAAUUAUACAUAUUAACCUCUUAUAUUAUUUUCAGUCAAUGACUUUCUGUCCAAGGUAGUGAUAAAAACAUAAUUACUACAGCAGAAUCAGAACAUUGCCAACUAUGCCAUUAAGUAUUCACAUAUGUUUGUCUCACCCACUGUUGGUAAGUUGGUCUCUAUAGGGUUUACCAAGGAUUGGUUGUCCAUUUUACAAAUGACUGUUCAUUUUUAUAUAUUCAAUAUGAUAUAAUAAUUGUCUUAACUAAAUUCAAAUUUGUUUUUUAUUAUAUGACAGAUUAGCAUGUCAUAUUUGGGUGCAAAUAUUAAGUCUACUUAGUAGGCAGACUAGACAUGACAUGAUAUGAUUAUAUCAUAAUUAAAAUAUAUUAACAGUGAACAAUGCCAUACAAGUUUCCCAUGGGUUUGACCAGUCCUAAGUGAAUGCAUAUAUAAAUAUAUGAACAUAUAUUUUCUGGUGUAUUAAUCUCAGACAAUAAACA